AUGGCUUUCAGGGGCCCCGAAUCCUGGGCCUCUGCAUUCCUGCCGAGACAGGGGCUGAAGGCCAAGGAGAAGAUCCUGGACCUGGAGUUCCAGGUCUUGAGUGUGGGGUUCAACGAGGAGGGCAGAUACGCCCUGCUGCUGUCAGCUGAGAACCCCUUGCAGGCCAGCUCUGGGGCUCGAGUACAGUUGCAGGUGAAUCAUGGGGACCCUCACCCUGCCUGCUCUGCUGUCACUGAUGUCAUUGGGCAGCAGCAUCCUGGCCAGAGCCUCACCCUCACCAGGAACAAGUUUGUCUUUACCUUGCCCAAAGGUUUCUGCAAGAACGAGGGGCAGCAUGACGUGCAGCUGCGAGUGGAGGCGCUGAGGCUGGGCAAGGCGUCAGGCCAGGCUGCCUGGUGGGUGGGCGAGGCCAUCUUCCCCAUCUACCUGCGCCCAGACUAGCCCUGCAUGAACCUCUCCGCGAGAGAGCACGAGGACCUGUACCGCUACUGUGGCAACCUGGCUCCGCUCCAGGACAGCACAGUCCCUAUUGCCCGCCACUAUGGGGGCCUGGCCUACAGGGUGGCCUUCUAUGUGCAUGGGGACCCUCAGCUGCCUGAGUCCAACUGCCCUCUGGGGGCCAGCCAGUCAGAACCAAUGAGCCCAGAGGACCCCCCGGACACCUCCCAGAAUGCAGAAUCUGUCAUCAGCCACCUGUCUCCCUCUAAUAAGGAGACCAUCACUGUCACUCUCCAUGGGGCCACCAAUCUCCCUGUCCGCAAGGAUGGCUCUGAGCCGUGGCCCUAUGUGGUAGUGAAAACCACAUCUGAGGAAGCCAAGUACCAGAACUCCAAGGCAAUCACAUCUGUGACCGCGGAGCCCACCAAAGCCUCCAUAUGGGGGGACACGGUCAAAGUGGAGAUCCAAGCUGAGAAUGUGGGGCGAGAAGAUGGGAUCCUCAAAGUGGUGGACAACAAAAAGAAAGAGGAGCUGUUGUCAUACCAAAUCCCCACCAAGUACCUGCGUGUCUUCCACCCCUACCACUUUGAGCGGGUGAUGCCCACCCAGUCUGGGACAGCCAAAGGAGCCACUGCCGCGACCCUGCCACUGCCACUGUACGCGACGGUCGUCCGGAAGGGCAGCUUCAUUCCCCGCUAUGUUGGCUGUGACCACACAGCUCUAGAGGUCUUUCUCCAGGGAGUCAACGAGCCCCUGGUCAACAACCCCAGCCCCAUGGUGGCCAUCGCCAGAGUGGUUCCCAACUACAAGGAGUUUAGGUGAGUGGUGCCCAGGGCAAACCAGGACCUGGCCUCCCUGGGGCUACCCAUCACCCCACUCUCCUUCCCUACCCCUUCCAUGAUGAACUUUGAUGUUCAUCCGGCCAGCCAGCAGGUGUGCCCUCAGCUGUCCAAGCCCGGGGGACCUCCGGAGCUGCCCCUGUGGAAUCAGUCCUUCCUCUUCCAAGGCCGAGAUGGAGCCACCAGCUUCUCAGAUGACGUCACGCUGGUGCUGGAGUACUACUCUUCGACUUCAAUGAAAGGCAGCGAGCUGUGGGCCCUCCGCAUGCCCCUGGGCAUCUCCGUGUUGCCACCAAAGAGCCGUCUGUACCGCAAGAUGCUGACAGGGAAAGACCUGAACGGGCUGCGCAUAGAGAGGCUCUCUAUCAUGGACACCAAGCUGAAAAUCACGAAUGGUGAGGCCCCCACAGUGGAUCUCUCCUUUCAGCUGCUUUCCUCUGAGAGGCCAGAAAACUUCUUAACACCAAACAGCAGCAAGGUCCUACCCAUCCUGGACCCCAGGGUCUUAGAUGAGAAGCUGGGUUCCAUCCAUGAGUCCUGGUCCAAGGCCACAGUCAGCUCCACAAUGGACUCCAGCACAUCCACUGGUCAGGAAGCAGAGGAAGAGCCUCAGAGGCCCCAGAUGUGCCGUGAGAUGGAGAUGAACAACUACCGGCGGGCCUUGCAGAAGAUGGCCGAGGAUAUCCUGUUACUGCAGAAACAGGCCAGCAUCCUGGAGGCGGAGAACUGCAUGCUGAGGAGCCACGUGACCCAGGAGGACAUGGAUGAGGAGCAGGACAACGCCAACGACACCCAGAAGCUGGUGUCCAUGAAGCAGAAACUGCUGCUAAGCGAGCUGAACAUUAAGCAACUGAGGGACAAGGUGCAGCUUCUGCAGAAUGAACUGAUUCGAAAGAAUGAUCGAGAGAAGGAGCUGCUUCUUCUGUACCAGGCUCAGCAGCCACAGGCUGCACUGCUGAAGCAGCACCAGGACAGGCUGCAGAAGAUGAAGGCGCUGGAGGAGACCGUGCAGCACCAGGAGAAGGUGAUCAGGAAGAUGGAGCGGGUGCUGAAUGACAGACUUCGGGAGAGGAGCGAGCCCCUGCUGAACGGGCUGCAGGGGAAGCCCCGUGUGGCCUUCCCCAUGCUCUCAGCCUCUGGCCUUCCCUCAGGUCCUACGGGAGAGAACCAGCCUAUUGACCUUUACUCCGUGUUGCUGGCCGAGAACUCGAGGCUGCGGGCAGAGCUGGAUAAUAGCCGCCACCGCCAGUUGGCUCCCAUCAUUCUGCAGCAACAGGCCCUGCCGGAUCUCCUUGCCAAUACCUCAGACAAGUUUAACCUCCUGGCUAAGCUAGAACGAGCUCAGAGCCGGAUUCUGUCCCUGGAAAGCCAGUUAGAGGACUCAGCUCGACGCUGGGGACGAGAGAAGCAGGACUUGGCCACACGGCUGCAGGAGCAAGAGUACGGCUUGGGGCACCCCUCAAACUCCAUCAUCACAAACCUGCCUAACCCCUCAACCCACUCCAAGGACUACGGGCCACCCUCAAAGUUGGACACCUUGAUGCCCAGCUCAGAGACUAAGAUCAACAAGCCCUCAAACUCCCAGCAGACCUGAGUACUGGAGCAGCCUCCCCUCUGUGUGCUGGGGCAUCUCAUCUCCAUCCCCGAAAAAUGACUUCAUGAAACGCUGUAAAUCACUGAGCAUUCGCCUCUUUCCUGGAGCAGGGCACCCUGGAGGGCCCGGCUUCCUCCUCUCAGACCCCACUCUGUGCCUGGCCCUCUGCUACAGCUCUAUAGCCUGUCCUAGGAGCUACCAUCUUUGCAGGGCCAAAAGCCAUAGUGGACCCGGCUAGGAGAAGAGUCUUUCCAAAGCAGGAGCUAGGGUGACAAGCUCU
This is a messenger RNA of Hipposideros armiger (great roundleaf bat), 3151 nucleotides long. It is a transcript of the gene CCDC33, whose product is annotated as coiled-coil domain containing 33. The record is from RefSeq and is a predicted model, not a curated record. Gene Ontology annotation, cellular component: peroxisome. Lineage: Eukaryota; Metazoa; Chordata; Mammalia; Chiroptera; Hipposideridae.